Epinephelus lanceolatus (giant grouper) is the source of this 2954-nucleotide messenger RNA. The record is from RefSeq and is a predicted model, not a curated record. Lineage: Eukaryota; Metazoa; Chordata; Actinopteri; Perciformes; Serranidae.
CCUGCCUUACUGAUCAUCAGGGUGCUCCAGCAGAGACACAGCCCAUUGAGGAGAACAUUUACCACUAACACAUAGCUAGGAGCAGUCUAACAGGACACCUCCUCUGUGGCUUGUUAUCUCUUUCUGUUUCCAGAUCAGCACACAAUUCCGGCUGCUGAUGUCACAUGACUCGUGGGAGCUGCAGGAGGAAGCAGGUUGGGUUGAGACAGCAGCAGCAGCAGCGAUGCAAACAUCCACGAGCUGAGCGGGGCUGAAGGUUUUGGACAACAGAGACAAACACAGGCUGAGAUGCAGGAUCAUCGGACACAGGACACACACACAUAAUGCACGUGGAGUGGUCGGAGUAAAUAGGACACCCAAGUGAAGCGGGACAGGAGUGCGUCUGUGGUCCAGAUGAAGUGUCUGCUGAUAGGCAAUGAGAGCGCUGAGGUCCUCUUCCACUGGACCGACCCAGAAUUCCAGCAGAACGUCCAGGAGCAGUAUGGGGCGUCUCAGGAGGAGGGCCAGGGGCUCCCGGCCUUCGAGGACAGCAUCAGCACUCUAUUCGCCCCCAUCAUCAUCUCCUGCAGCACCAUGGUGGACAGGCUGGGUGACAGCUACACGUGCUUCACUACAGAAAACAACCACAUCUACGUCCUGCACCAGUUUGACGAGUGUCUCUACAUUGCUGUGAAUGGAGACGGGGAGGAGGGAGAGGAUGACCUGAGGAGGAAGAUCUACGUGAUGAAGAAGUUGAUCGAGGUCAUGUUUGGCAUGGUCACCCUCAGCAGUAACCUCCUCAGGAAAGAACUGCGUCCUCAGGACACGGAGCAGAGAGCGAGGCUGUGGAAGCAUCUCCAGAGUCUGCUGGAGACCUACAGUCACCUCCGAGAGAACGACCAGAGCUUCUUAGUGGAGGCGGUGGAGAGGCUGAUCCACCCCACGCUGUGCGAGCAGUGCAUCGAGUUCCUGGAGCGCCGCUUAGUGCAGCAGCUCAACAGCAGCGUGGAGCGAGCAGGAGAGGAGGUGCUGCACGCCUUCAUCCUGGUUCACACUAAACUGCUGGCCUUCUACUCCAGCCGCAGCGCGAGCACACUCUCCACCUCAGACCUGCUGGCCCUCAUCAUCAUGGCACAGAAUAUGUAUCCUAGCAACGUAGACCUGGAUGAGCCGAAUCCUGAGGAUGUUGAGAGUACGUCUGGCUCUGGUCCUGAAAGUUUUUACACGCCAGAGCCGUCCCCUACAGACCGGGACUCCAGCAGCUCAGCAGACAAGCCAGUGAGAGGAAGUACCCCUGUGUUUGAGUUUGUGGACCCAGACGUCCAGAUGGCAGAGGACAGCCUGCAGACUCUCGAAGUUCCUCCCCCUGACCCUUCGAGCCCUCGCAGAGUCUUCUUAGAGGUCUCGCAGAAAGAUGGGCUGUAUCCCAUGAUGCCUCAAGCCAUGUACUGUCUGCCACUGUGGCCCGGCAUCACACUUGUGCUGCUUACUAAGAUUCCCACCAGUGCAGUGGCCAUAUCAGUGUAUACGUUUUUGGAAGCCUUCGACAAGCUGGAGAAACGUUUAAGUGAAGGUCUAGAGGGUUCUGCAGCCACAAGAGGCCAGCCGACCAUACACGACAUCCGCAGCAAACUGGAUAGAUUCAUCAAAGCCCUGGGGCAGAGUGAGAUACAGUCUGCGCAGUUACAAAACGUCUGGACGGAGUUUAAGAACCGAGCCUUCGCCAGAGGAGGACCCGGGUUCAACAGAGAUCUGAUCCUGUGGUGUAAGAAUAUGAAGACCCAGCUGUGUGGCAUCUACCGACAGUGUUUUCUUGUUGAAUCUGGACCAGCCGACAUUCCUCGCUGUCUCUCCCCCGGUCUGCAGGAACGAGCCCAGACCAUGGUGCAAGAGAAACUAAUGGACUGGAAAGACUUCCUGUUGGUGAAAAGCAAGAGGAAUAUCACCAUGGUGUCUUACCUGGAGGAUUUCCCAGGCCUCAUUCAUUUUAUCUGCGUGGACCGAUCCACGGGCCAGAUGAUUGCGCCAUCGCUCAGCGUCACAGAGCGCAACACGUCUGAGCUGGGGAAGGGGCCGGUGGCUCAGUUCAUCAAAAACAAGGUGUGGAGCCACGUCAGCAUCACACGACGCUAUCUCCAGAAGGGUUACUCCACUGUCACGUUGCGUGAUGGAGACUUCUACUUCUGCUACUUCCUCUGGUUUGAAAAUGAAACAGGCUAUAAGUUAGAAGCAGGAGACAUACCCAUCCUACCUGACGACUCUGCCCCCAUUGGGAUGCUUGCCUGGGACUACUACAGCAGGAAGCUGCUGCGGUACUACAGCAAGAACCACCAGGGUGAGGUGGUGAAGUGCUACGAGCUGCUGACGGUACACCUGGGGGUCAUCCCCACCGAGAUCAUCCUCCAGCACUGCAGACAGCUGGCGAGCAAACUGUGGGAGCCUUCACGCAACCCUCUGCUGUAGACACACCCACACACUUACUGUAGCUGAGUCACAGUAGCCAAGGUAUUUGUUUGUUGUUUUGCCAAGAACUGAGGAAAACAAUCCCUUGCUCUCUGUAGAUAUGUUCUGCGUCUACUGCCUGUGUGUUCAUGCUUCUGUCAUUUUCAUCGUGUUUAAGGUUAUUUAUUCUGCCAUGAACAAGUUGUUUAUUAGAGGCACUUAGGAUUAGCACAUUGGAACGCCACUGUGCACUUAUGCACUCUUAUGUGUCUUGUAUGAAUUGUAAUGGGAUUAUUACGCCUUAAUUUAUGUAAUAUAUUUUUGAAUACUCAUUUAUGACCUGUUCCCUAUUUAUAGUAAUACUGUAUAUGUUUUUUAAAAUUUGCAGCUGAUCAAUUUUUAAAAAAUGCAGAUACUGUCCACUGUUGCCUUUACUACUGUUAGUGUCAUACCUUGAAACAUGAAAUACUGUGUGUCUCCCUUUAUAUAGAUUAUUUUUUGGGAGAAAAUAAAUAUCCAUAGACGUACAUUCA